GGGGGAGAGAGCGAGAAAGAAAGCCAGAGAGAGAGAGGAGACGGGGGAGGGGGCACGGACGCGCGCUUGUAAGUAAGUUGUCGCCUCGCUGUUCUUCUGAGGCGGCGAGAAGAGCGGGCGCCGCUGUCUUCCUUCAUCCUCUUGUCGCUCGGUCAACGCCAGACGGGUAUUCGACAUCCAGAUCGACCCACGGAGAGCGUGCAAGGGAGAGCAGGAAGAGGGUUGCGAGUCGUCGGCGUCGUCUCAGGUCUCGCUUCGGCCUCCCAUCGCCCAGGUCUGCCACGACUGCACUGUAGACUGCGGGCCUCGUCUCUCGACGCAUCUCCAUCGCCUCGGGGCCCGGCCCACCUGAUCUCUUCUAGCAGCGUGCCCACAACGAGGAGAGACAAAGACAGAAGAAAAUACCGAUGUCGGACCUCUACAGGCCUUCGUCUCGCAACGCUUCGAGCUCCUCACCCAACUUCUCUCGCGCCGCCCCGCCCACCCAGUCAAACCACCAGCAGCCCUCGUUUCCCUCAUCGGUCUCUUCGCUUCCUGGUGCGCUCGGCAUCGGAUCUUCUUCGUCGACAGCGCUUCCCAGUGCGAGCAGGAGCAACGUUGAGCCAAACGGAUCCAGAGAGCAGCAUCCACCAAAGCAGCAACAGCAGCAUCAACAUCAAAGGCUCCAGUCAGACGCAUCCUCGCUACGACGGGGCGCCAGCCCUAGCACAGGUUCCUCGUCCGAGCUAUACAUGACGCCCCCUUCCUCGUCCAGGGGCCUCGACAGCGCCAACAUGAAGGACACUGGUGCUGAGUCAUCCAGCUCCAACGGCGCUCCAGACGGCUUCUACCAGAGUCGCUCUGUCUCCUCGAGCUCGUUGACCAUGGACGCGAGCGGCAGCGGGGGGAGACGACGGGCGGGCAGUGGCUCCAAUCCACCCUCCUCUCGCAAGUUCAUGAUCCCGAUCGGGGCAACAGGCGCCAGGCAGAAGCUGAACGUCCUCAGCGCCUCGCAGAAGCCUAGGGGUUCAUCCUUGACGAGCAGACGACCAUCGACAAGCUCGAGUGCGACCCAUGCCGGCGAAGAAGGCGUCUUUGGAGAGGGCUCCUUCCAGCGGCUGGGGUCCUCGCAUGGCCGCAGCGAAGGCAGUUCUCGAGGCAUUGGCUCGUUUACUAGCUCGCAGAGCCACGAGUAUCUACCAAGACCGACGAGUAGUAGCAACAGCAGCAGCAAGGGCAGGAACGGCGCAGAUAGCGACUGGACCCGGGACGGAAGCUCGUCGCAGCGGCGGCCGAGCGACCCACAGGUCAAUGGCUGGACGCUCGUCUCUACCACUGCGCCCGCUUCAGCAGCCUCGCCGCCAUCGCAAGCAACCAAUCGCUGGUCUUCGGCGUCGAGUGCCAACGCUUCGCCCCAGCCCCCGCUGCCCGUGUCGGGUGGCUGGGUCAUGGAUCCAUCUUCGUCCACAGCGACCGCAACAAACACUGUCCAAUCUCAAUCUUCGACACCGACACAAGAACGGCCAGAUCCACUCAUGCAGCGUGAAAGCUCUACUUCGAGCAUGCGCAGCCUCGGGUCCUGGAGAAAGGCGCUCAACGCGACACCGAGAAGAGAGCCUUCGGGCAAGGGCAUGCAACCGAGCCACAGCAACCAGUCCAUCGACAGAUUUGACCCUGCUGAUCCGCCGUAUAGCUCGCCCAAGGCCGAUGCCAUCCUGGGCAGACAGAGGAGCGCGAGCAACACGAGCGAUCGCAGCUUUGCUCGCUCACCGCAGAGCUCGACGUCGUCCAAGAUGGAGAAUGCAGCUGGAAAGGUCAGGGGUGGCUUCAGAAGCCUCUUUCAAUCCAAGGGCAGCCGGCUGCAGAGUCCGCCGACAGACACUCCCUCGCAAUUCUCGCCCCCAAAGGGGCUGUGGUCACCGCCAGAUCCAUCCCAGGACAACAGCAUGUUUGGCUCCCAGCCCCAGCGCAACAAUUCGGCCAGAGAGCUCCAAAGUUCAGAGUCGGGCUCAGAGAUGGAAGGCAGAAGAGGGAAUCGGUCGGCGUCAGACUUUGGCGACAGCCACGAAGGUGAUGCCAAGAGCGACAGCACAGAGAAGGACGAAAAGCCUGCGGGCGAAGACGCAAGCGAGGACGACAGGGAAGAAGAUGAUGAGAGCGAGACAUACCAAGAGAGGCAGAUGUCACCCUUGGUCAAGCGGACGUCGGAAUUUGCACCGACGCUGGACCUUAAUCUUCCAUCGGCCGGAGGCCUGUUUGAUCAGUCGCCACGCACCGAAAAGAGCGCUUUGCUCGGCAUUCCCAUGGGCACUGGCGCAGCCGACCAGCCGAGGUCACCAAUGGAUAGGGGCUCUGGAGACGAAGCUGUUGACCUAUCGCAGCACGCUUCGUUGAACAAGUCACUGCCGCCGACGCCAGGGCCUUCCAGCAGCAAUGCGAGUAGCGUUGGUGGCGACGGGUCGUCCUUCUUUGGCAGCCCUUCGGCCAAGACGACGCCACAAAAGAAUGCCUCGUCGUGGUCGCAGGCUCCUGCGGCAGCCGCCAGUUCGGCCGGCUCUCAGCGCGGCUCUUUGCUAGGCUUGUCUCCGAACGGAGACUCUGAUCGCAGAUUCUCCACUGCGACUGUCUCUAGCACAGCGACUUCAGACACUCCAGCAGGCAGUCUCACUACGAACAAAGGUCUUGAGCUCACGCCAACCACGCCGCCAGACGAUGGUGCAGCCACACGAUCAUCUCGGACCCUGAUUCCUAUCGACUCUGACAAGCCCAAUGUGCCCCUCACGUCACCGCUGCUGGCUGCUGUGCUGGAUCAACAGAAGCGCAACGCCUCGAUGGCGACGGCAUCUUCCUCGCAUUCGCCAAGCACGCCGUCGCUCAUCAGAGGGUCGGUAAGCUCUGAAAGUGCCUCACCGAGCUCGCGUUUCAAUGCUAGAUCGUCUCAAGACUCCACUCCUUCUCCCACGAGGUCAUCAGCGUCAGCUUCGACGAACGACACUGCGGUCCCGAACGGGGGCACACCCACCAAGCCUGGCAUCCCAGCGAAGUCAAAGGAUCGGCCCUCCUUGCCCCCUCAGCCUGAUCCGGCGACGUUGGCCAGGCUCGAGAGGAGCGCAUCAACAAACACAGUCCAGACAGGCGCUGCUCUCGCCGCCGCUGCCACGGCUGCCAACACCUCUGCGACUGUUCUCGAGACCAAUGAAGAUUCGGCAUCUGCCAUGGCACCGCCGGAUACAGCAUCAGCGGCAUCACGGAGCUCAUCUGUCAAGUCCAACGAGAACCAAUCUACUGGACGGCACCAGCACCAGCACCAGGCUUCUGCCCAAGCAAAGCCAGCCUUCGACCCAGCAACAUAUGUACCACCCGGAGCGCUCACGAGGACCCGCAAGGGCGUUACUGUCCUCCCACUGUCGUCGACGCUCUCUUCCACCAGUCAGAGAACCUCGGCGGGGGCGCAAUCGUCAGAGGAUCACUCCUCUCGCUCCGGUACUGCGGAAGAAGGAGACGAGAGCACGCCAAGACCAUCGAUGGAUUUGGGGGGAUUCCGUACCGAGUCAGCCAUACCAAAGCACAGCAACAUCCCGAUGCCAGUGUCGCCCACCAUGCGCAGCCGCUUCUCUAUUAGCGGCGAAGAAGAGUCUGGCACACACAUCAUCUCACGCCCGGAUCCUGUCGAAGAGGGAGGAAGCGAUGGCCAGAUCAUUUCGUUCAACACUGGUGACUUUGACCCGGAUGAGGACAAUGCUUCGGUCGAUUCGGGGUCGAUGCUGCCAGCCAGCGCAUGGGCAGAGGUCGAAACGUCCCUGCAGCGCUUCAAGGACACGACUGCAUCGACUGCUGCUGACAAGGGUGGCCUUCUGCGCACGAUACUGCUUCCCUUCCUGGCCCUCGAGGCCGAGACACCCAACGUGGAAGUCAGCGGCGAAGGCAACUUCACCUCGGGCAAAGCACGCCGCUCCCUCUUCUUUGAGUGGAUCCGGCAUCUCCUCCUCGAGCUGCAAACCGUUCAGACAUCGGCCGACCGAGGCGCUAUCCUGGAGAGCAUUGCCUGCAUCAUUGAGAGCCGCAACUUCUCUGCCAGUAUCCUGUCGACGGAUCUCGAGGACGAGACGAGGUUCUCCUCGGUCUUUGGCCACAUUCUGUCUUACGCCAUCGGGGAGCUCAACAAGAAGGGAGUCUACCAAAACACGCUCAUCUUUUCCGGACGAUUACUUGCGGUGGCAUUCUUUCGGGUCAAGGGUGUGGCGAGCAAGCUCCUUCGUGCGCUGCCCGUCAACCGCUUCGCCUUGGAAAGAGUGGCGCAUGAGGCACAGUGGGACGAAUACCAACCAAAGGAUUGGAGGAUGUACGCCUCAAAGUUUCCUCAGCCCUUGCGAGACUUUUGCUUCCAGGAUGCCAAGACCUACCUGAAGAUGCUCGACUCCCAGACGACGACAGCUGCAGUGACGAAUGGCGAUGCCGAGGACGACGAUGACCGCUUCCUCGUCCGACAUUCCGAUGUCGAGGUGGAAAUGACGGGCAACUGGCUGAGGCGAUGGCAAUCGGACGACUCGGAGCUCUUCUUCAGCUUUUGCAGGAGCUACCACCGGCAGCUUGCAGGUCUCUUUUCGGCCAGCAAGAAUCUCGAAGGCGUCUUCAAGCUCUUUUUUGGUGGGCCUGGCUAUGCACACUUGGCCACUUGCAUCCACCAAAAGUGUCUCUCGCUCGUGCACCGCGACAUUCUCUCCGUCACGACGCUGUCCUCACAGAAGAACUUCAAUCCUGGUGAGACGGCAAACGUGCUCUCGGGAAGCACCGCAGGCAAACCACGGCACUUGGAGGCGGCCAAUCGUAGAUGCAGCGCAAUCGUCGUCGACAUCGUCCGAGCACCUAGCUCCAACAACCAGAUCUUCGCUCCGAUGCUUGGCAUCCACGUCAAGUGCCUGGUCAGACGGACAUCGCUGUACGAUGUCCAAGGCGUCUUUUGUCUUCUCGACUGGAUGGAUGGUGUCCUGAGCCACAUGGAGACGGCCGAGCUUCCUGCCGAGCACUUCAUCGACAUUGACUUUCUCAUCCACACCGUCUGGCUCUUGCUCAAGGACGCUGAUCACGCGCUCGCUCUGAUGCGGACCGUCGCCUUCUGUUACUCGAACUUUGCCGUGCUGACGAGCACAUCUCGACACCGCACCCGCUUCUGCGAGGAGAUUUUGCUCGACGCGCGCAUCUUCCAGAAACUUUUCCUCUCUUGGUCGUUCACCAUUCGCGCUUACUUUUUGCACCUCCUCGUCUUCCGACUCGCUCGUAUCAACGACUUUCCGUCACCGAAUGACGACCCCAAUGGCAAGACGGCCGUCAUCAUUGCAAGACUAUUCAAUAUGCGUCUCGACGAGAUUAGGACUAGGCACGAUGAGCUGUCGCCCUCACCCUCGUCUGCCGAUUCGGGCUCUGAAGACGAUGGCGAGGAGUCGAGCCGGUCCAAGGGACGGCCCCAGUCGUUUGUCAGCACCAUCCGGCACACGUCGUCGAUUCACCACAACUCUGAAUCCAGCCUGGCGGUGUCGAAGGCUGAGAGGGUGUUGGGCAUCGGCAUGCCUGACCCGGUCUUGUCUUCGGGCAAGGGCGAAAGCAAGGCGCAAUCGCGUGCCGCCAAGUGGCUUCGGGCGCUUGGAGGGAGGAGCGUCAGCAAGGGCUCGAAGAACAAAUUCGCCUCGGCCUCGUCUAGUGCUUCGCCGAUGCCAUCGACGACGGAGAAUCCGCUGAUUUACAACGAGCCUCGCAGGCCCAUGCCGCGCGUCGACGAGAUCGACAUCGAUUCCGAGGAAGAUGGGUCUGGCUCGAGGCCGGCGAGUCCGGAGACGGCUGGUGGGGAUACGCCAAAGGCCGACGAGGGUCAGUUUGACUUUGGCAGCUCUCCCGGCAACGCGUCGUCUCGACAACAGGCUACCUCUUCGCCGACGGCCUACGGCGAGAAUCUUGCUCCGGACAUGGCCUUUGACCUCCAGUCUCCCAUGGCAACCCUGCCCGGUGAGCGGGCGUCGACUUCGAGGGCCCAAGCGCACCAGCCUCGCAUCUCGAGGGCAUUUUCGAAAAGGUCGUCCAUCUUGCCCGGCCCGGCCUUUGAGCUCGUGUCGCAGGACGACGGCAAGAUCGACACGGCAAUGGAGGAGGAGGAGGCCAUCCGGGCGUCGACGAUGGUUGAGCCGAGGAAGAAGCUCGUCAAGGCCGACCCGUACGACCGCAAGCUGCACACGUACGCCGUGCAGAGCUUACGCGAAUACGAGCAAACGAUUCAGGAGCACGAUGAAUACUUCGCUUCGCAACCCGAGGGAGAGAAGGCGCAGGUCCCCAAGCUCCCCACGCAGUGGCCACAAAUGUUUGCCGAUAGCUAGGUGUUUCUUGACUGCGGUCUCCCUUUGUCCUCGCCAUCCCUUUGUCCGGCGUAGUGGACGUCAUGUAUAAAUAGACACUCUUUUCUCUUUAAACUGCUCUCCAAUCGAUUCCUCUGUUGAGAU
Messenger RNA from Acaromyces ingoldii, 6467 nucleotides. RefSeq lists its product as hypothetical. The record is from RefSeq and is a predicted model, not a curated record. The coding region runs from base 408 to 6344 and encodes 1978 amino acids. Lineage: Eukaryota; Fungi; Basidiomycota; Exobasidiomycetes; Exobasidiales; Cryptobasidiaceae. The transcript has 3 exons.